Saimiri boliviensis boliviensis (Bolivian squirrel monkey) is the source of this 2272-nucleotide messenger RNA. It is a transcript of the gene CYP2E1, whose product is annotated as cytochrome P450 family 2 subfamily E member 1. NCBI's taxonomy places the organism in Eukaryota, Metazoa, Chordata, Mammalia, Primates, Cebidae. The record is from RefSeq and is a predicted model, not a curated record. Gene Ontology annotation, molecular function: iron ion binding; heme binding; arachidonate epoxygenase activity. Gene Ontology annotation, cellular component: cytoplasm; intracellular membrane-bounded organelle. Gene Ontology annotation, biological process: epoxygenase P450 pathway; xenobiotic metabolic process.
AUUUUCAAACAAGAUAUGUUCCUGUAUUUAAAAUCUGAUGUUGGUUGGGCAUCUAACAAUAUUAUGGCCAGAGGACUCAGACCAUAGCUGCAUCCCUGUGAGGUGCAGACGGUCCAGGGCACGUGAGUCCUGCCCAGGAUGUCCACACUCAGUUAACCUGACAAAGCGGAAUAGAAUUCAGAUGCUGAAUUUUCCUUCUGGCCCCAUUCAUGUAGCAGGUGGUGAUUUAGGUACUCCUGGGGGAUGCUUUCGGGUCUGGAAGCAGGAAAGAGGGAGCAGGCCAGCAGACCCUGCCGCACUGGGGUCUGAAGCCAGGAGGCUGAGAGAAUGCUCGGAUCAAGACCAGCCAGACCUCCAGCCCCCAACCCUGCUCUCCCUAGAGAGAGAACACGCCGCUUCUGUAUAUGCUGAACUCGGAGCUCUGGAGACAGGGAGGGUGGAGCCCAGGGACACAGGCUGGCGACCUGUCCCUGGAUGUGUUUACCGGCACAGCACCAGGUUCCAGCAACCAGGGUGCUGACACGGCCCAGCUCCAACCUCACCAGGUCACUGGAUGGAACCUCUGAAGGCCACCACUGAGGGAAUCAGCCUUUGAAAUGAUGGCCAACAGCAGGAUUGCCCUCCCAGGCUGGCAGCCGGCCCCCAGCGGCACCAUGUCUGCCCUCGGCAUCACUGUGGCCCUGCUGGUGUGGGCGGCCAUUCUCCUGCUGGUGUCCAUCUGGAGGCAGGUGCACAGCGGCUGGAAUCUGCCCCCAGGCCCUUUCCCACUUCCCAUCGUCGGGAAUCUCUUCCAAUUGGAAUUGAAGAAUAUUCCCAAGUCCUUCACCCAGCUGGCCGAGCGCUUCGGGCCGGUGUUCACGCUGUACCUGGGCGCGCGGCGCGUGGUGGUGAUGCACGGCUACAAGGCCGUGAGGGAGGCGCUGCUGGACUACAAGAGCGAGUUCUCGGGCCGAGGCGAAAUCCCCGCGUUCCAGGCGCACAAGGACAGGGGAAUCAUUUUCAAUAAUGGGCCCACCUGGAAGGACAUCCGGCGGUUUUCCCUGACCACCCUCCGGAACUACGGGAUGGGCAAACAAGGCAACGAGAAUCGGAUCCAGAGGGAGGCCCACUUCCUGGUGGAAGCGCUCAGGAAGACCCAGGGCCAGCCUUUCGACCCCACCUUCCUCGUCGGCUGCGCACCCUGCAACGUCAUAGCUGACAUCCUCUUCCGCACGCGUUUCGAGUACGAUGAUGAGAAGUUUCUGAGGUUGAUGCAUUUGUUUAAUGAGAACUUCUACCUGCUCAGUACUCCCUGGCUCCAGCUUUACAAUAAUUUUUCCAGCUAUCUACACUACUUGCCUGGAAGCCAUAGAAAAGUCAUAAGAAAUGUGGCUGAAAUAAAAGAGUAUGUGUCUGAAAGGGUGAAGGAGCACCAUCAAUCUCUGGACCCCAACUGCCCCCGGGACCUCACUGACUGCCUGCUGGUGGAAAUGGAAAAGGAAAAGCCCAGUGCAGAACCCUUGUACACAAUGGACGGUAUCACUGUGACCGUGGCUGACCUGUUCUUUGCGGGGACAGAGACCACCAGCACCACUCUGAGAUAUGGGCUCCUGAUUCUCAUGAAAUACCCUGAGAUCGAAGAGAAGCUCCAUGAAGAAAUUGACAGGGUGAUUGGGCCAAGCCGAGUCCCCGCCGUCAAGGACAGGCUGGAGAUGCCGUACAUGGACGCUGUGGUGCAUGAGAUUCAGCGGUUCAUCAACCUCGUGCCCUCCAACCUGCCCCAUGAAGCAACCCGAGACACCAUUUUCAGAGGAUACGUCAUCCCCAAGGGCACAGUCAUAAUUCCAAGUCUGGACUCCGUUUUGUAUGACAACCAAGAAUUUUCUGAUCCAGAAAAGUUUAAGCCAGAACACUUCCUGAAUGAAAAUGGGAAGUUCAAGUACAGUGACUAUUUCAAGCCAUUUUCCACAGGAAAACGGGUGUGUGCUGGAGAAGGCCUGGCUCGCAUGGAGCUGUUUCUGCUGUUGUCUGCCAUUUUGCAGCACUUUAAUCUGAAGUCUCUCGUGGACCCAAAGGUUAUCGACCUCAGCCCCGUAACGAUUGGGUUUGGCCGCAUUCCCCCGCAUUACAAACUCUGUGCCCUUCCUCGCUCGUGGGUGUAAGGAGGACACACUCAUUCCUGAGCCCCCCGCUUUCAAGCAAGUUUUCAAAUUGUUUGAGGUCAGGAUUCCUCAACCCCAUUCCUUUCUUUGCAUAUGAAUAUUUGAAAAUAAACAUUUUCCUGGAAUAUAAA